AUGAUGGAAUUAAUUAAGAAAACCAAUGUCGCCACCAACGCUCAAUUAGAAACACUUUCAAAGAAAGACGUCAUUGAUGAAGAGGAGCAUGAGGUCCGCAAGAAUGUUGACAACUCCACAGUUGAACAUCCUAUUUCAAUAGAUCAAAAAACAGAUCCAUCCAACAUGGACACCAAAUCAAUUCAAACAAGUGACGAUAUGCGUUCUCGUUUUGAAAAGACAAUGAAAAUUUUCUCUUUUGUUGCAAGCUACAAGCUUAUCCUUCCCGUCUAUAUUACUGCUGCGGUAUUCAAUUUUUUGCUUUUUGUGAUAUUAGGAGGUUAUGAAUUCAGUGAAAUGGAGAAGAAUAAUCCUCCAAUAUUUGCUCGUGACCAAGGAGGACUGUUCACCUUUCAUACUGGAUGCCGUUCAAGCUGGUCCGUUAUUUACGUUCUAGUCUCAAACGUGGCUAUUUUUCUGUUUUUGGAAAUAUUGGCUUUGAUUUUAGUUGCUUUCGUUGAUAGGGAUACUUGGUUUAUUAAGAGAGAGGUGUUUAUAAUGGUUAUCAUUCAAAUAGCAACAGCGGCGACAUUCUUCAUAUGUUUUGCAGUACCUAUUAUGUCCACUUUAGUUGAUUAUAUUGUUCCAUAUGGAUUAGUUUGGAUUGUUGAAAAUUGUUUAGAAACAUUCAUUAACGUAACCCUUCCAGUGUUGUAUGCUUUUAUAUGGGACCAUAGAAAAACAAAAAUUCGACAAGAUUUGAUCAAUCAUACUGCUCUAACAUACUUUCUCUCAAAAAGGAAAACUUUCAACACGUUUUUAGAUUUUUGCAGACGAUCCUUUUGCGUUGAGAAUAUUCUUUGUUACGAAAUGAUUUGCUUGUACAAAAAGUCCUCAACCAUUAAGAACAGAAAAAAGCUUGCCGUGAACAUUUGUGAGACCUUUCUUAAACCAGGAGCAGUUCUUCAGCUUAACUGGUCCAACGUCUCGGCAAUUUAUCAAGAAAUAAGCUGUACUGUGGAAUCAGGGGUUAUAUUAGAGCAAAGCUUGUUUGAUGAAGUGCUGUUUGUAUGUUUAACCAACAUGACUGAUGCUUUCGAAAGAAUGAAAGCACAAAACGCACAAGUCAAGAGCCACAUUACUGAGUGGAUGAAUUCACAUGACCGCUCACAGCAGGUGUUGCAAGUAUAG
Messenger RNA from Naegleria lovaniensis, 1170 nucleotides. RefSeq lists its product as uncharacterized. The transcript has 2 exons. Bases 1 to 1170 code for a protein of 389 amino acids. Lineage: Eukaryota; Heterolobosea; Eutetramitea; Acrasida; Naegleriidae. The record is from RefSeq and is a predicted model, not a curated record.